Messenger RNA from Triticum aestivum (bread wheat), 1989 nucleotides. Its product is annotated as disease resistance protein RGA2. The record is from RefSeq and is a predicted model, not a curated record. The transcript has 3 exons. The coding region runs from base 26 to 1849 and encodes 607 amino acids. Gene Ontology annotation, molecular function: ADP binding. Lineage: Eukaryota; Viridiplantae; Streptophyta; Magnoliopsida; Poales; Poaceae.
ACGACGGGUCCAUCCGACGACUUCUAUGCCUCAACCCGAACCACAAGUUGGCCUCUCCCUCUUCCAUUCUUUGGUGGAUUCAUCUAUCCCACCAGGAACAUUGCAGGGGCCUUCCAAAAUGGAGCCGCUUCUCUCUGCAAUCGUGGGUGAUCUUGUCAGCAGAGCCCUGUCCAUGGUAACCCAGAGAUACCUGCAGUCCAAGGGAGCAGAGGAGGAGAAGCUCCAGAGGCUACGGGCAGUGCUGCUAAGGAUCGAUGCCACCGUCGAGGAGGCUGAGGGGAGGCACAUCACCAACCAGGCGAUGCUCCAGCAGCUCCAGAUGUUGAGACGAGGUAUGUACAGAGGCUACUACACGCUCGACACCUUCAGAUACCGAGCGCACAGGGACAAGGCCGAUGGCGAGGUGAGCACUCGCCGUUCGCUUGCCCUGUCCAGUUUCAGACGCACCUUCUUCUCUGUGUGCGAUGCCCCAAGUAUGGACGAGGUGCUUGAUGCGGGGAGCUGCAGCAAUCUUGACAAGAUGCUCAGCAGCCUUGAGAGAGUGAUUGGUGACAUGCAGGAGUUCGUGAUGUUCUUGGCCAGCUAUCCUCGGAUCUCCCGGCAACCUUACAGCGCGUAUUUGUUUUGUGAUCAGGUUAUGUUUGGCCGGCAGAUGGAAAAAGAGACAAUUUUGAGCUUUCUGCUUUGUAGGGAGGCUGUGAGGAAUGGAAGUCUGGGUGUGCUGCCCAUAAUCGGUCCAGCGAGAGUCGGCAAGAGUACACUUGUUGAGCAUGUCUGCCUUGACGAGAGGGUGCGGAGGCGCUUCUCGUUGAUCGUCUUCUUCAGCGGGAAUGAUCUCAAAGGUGGAAACUUGGCCACUCUAAAAGGUAGUGGUGUGAUCAAGCAUCAGAACCUUGCCUCCAGCCCGCAUGGAGACUCACUGGCUGUGAUUGAGCUAGCAGGGGACAUGGACGAGGAAACAUGGAGGGGGUUGUACACCUCGGCAGCAAGCCACCUGACGCCAGGCAGUAAAAUCAUACUCACCAGCCGUUCAGACAAGAUAGCAUCAUUAGGAACGGCAGAGUCUCUUAUGCUGAAAUCUUUGUCCCAAGAAGCUUACUGGUAUUUCUUCAAGACGGUUGCAUUCGGAAGCACAAACCCUGGUGAGCAUCCUAGCAUGGCAGCCCUCGGCAUGGAGAUCGCCUUCCACAUGAACAGAUCAUUCAUGGCAGCGAACAUCGUUGCCAGCUUACUGAGAACCAAUCUUGACAUACAGUUUUGGCGCAGAGUGCUGAGAUGCUUGAGAGAUUUCGCAAGCAAGCACCUCAGCAUGUUUGGCGAGCACCCGACCAAUCUCCUACAGAAGGACCAGCCUCUGUACAUGUGGACAAUGGCCAAGACAAGCAAUGUCGUCGUGAUGCGUGAUAUUUAUGAUGAGCCCUCUCCCCAGAUCAGUGAGGUUCCCAGGAUAACGGCACAAGAUGUUUUGUCUGGUCAAGUUACGUCUGAAGGGACAUUCCAAGCAGUGGCAUGGAGGUCCAGGAUACCGCCCUGCUACACCUACUUGGCGAGCUUCGUCGUGUCACGGACAGACAAGCACGCGGUGCUCGCUUGCUCCAUGGAUCUCCAGCUAUAUCCCCACAAGCCGAGUACUGAACUUGACAGUCCACACUCAUCACACGGCAUAACCGGUCUGGUAGAACUGCUUACAAGCCAGAUUGACAGAAACAUUUUUAUCUGCAAGGCAGGCUGGCAGAGAAAACCAUUAGUAGUCCAACACUACAGAAGAGCUGGAGCAUUUUACAAGAUUUCUGAGCGAUUGUGCCAUUUCCAGCAAUUACCGCACUGCACAUAUAUAGUCUAUAUGUAAAGGAAGUACGUUCAAUACAAUGCAGGGUCAGCGCACAUACUUGAACUAGGAUGGAGCCUGGCCCAUAUGCAACACAAACUCUAUUGUUUCAGUCAAUUCAUUUAUCGUUGACACACCUAUGUAUAUUUUCAUACUUUCGU